UGUACGUUAGGCUGCAGCGUAAACGUUGGUCUUAUUUUGUUAGCUGAAACACCGGAAGUUGCUGCCUCACAACUUUGCGAACUUGAUGACUCCAGGAGGCGAGCAAAGCAGCGUUGCUGCAGCAUUCAAACAUCGAGGAUUGGACUCUCUUUUUUUGGGGUGUAUUUUCGAGAGAAUUUGACGAAAAACAAAAGCAGCCCAACGAGGCUCCAGAAGCACAUUUAAGGUGCCUGACGACGACGGCGGAAUGGCGGACCGGGACCCAGCGUCAAUACCCGUGGAGGUUCGGGCGAAACUGGCCGAGCUGGAGUUGGAGUUAUCCGAAGGUGACAUCACACAGAAAGGUUAUGAGAAGAAGAGAUCCAAGCUGAUUGGAGCGUAUUUCCCACAGGGCCCAGCCAUGGAUCCUUCCACGGGCCAGGAGAGGAGAACACCAGCCACUCCGUCCUCGUCCUCGCGCUACCACCGCCGCCGCUUGUCUGGUUCACGGGACGAACGCUACCGCUCAGAUGUGCACACGGAGGCGGUGCAGGCGGCGCUGGCCAAGCACAGGGAGAGGAAGAUGGCGGUGCCCAUGCCUUCCAAGCGACGCUCCCUGGUGGUCCAGAACUCCAUGGAGGCCUACACACCGCCAGACACCUCCUCUGGGUCCGAGGACGAAGGUCACAACAACGCGGAGGAGGAGGGCGAGGGAGGGGACGGCGAAGAAGAGGAUGGAGGAGGAGGAGGUGGUGGUGGUGGCGGCGGCGGAGGAGGAGGCGGAGGCGGAACAACAUCCAGCCUGGAUGGCAGCAUCAGCAUGGAGCACUGGAUCAGUCGCGCCAUCCACAGCACCUCCUCCAACACUACCUCCUCCACUGCCUCCUCCUCCUCCACUCGCAGCGGGGGCAGCGGGGCGGCACACGCUCGUCUGGCCGAGGUCCUUGCGCAGCACGUGCACAUUUCGGCCCACCAGCACCACCUGCGCCUUCACCAUCAGCACCACCAGCACCACAAAGCCGAGAACCACUCUACCCCUCAGCCAGAUGUUACUGGAUACACAAACAGCGCCUCCGUCACUGACAGGAUCCAGGCGGAGAAAACCCCUGGCGGCGGCCCCCUGGUCCAGAGACAGACACCAAAGUAUGGCAACGCAGAGUUGAUGGAGACCGGCGAUGGUGUUCCAGUCAGUAGCAGAGUUUCUGCUAAAAUCCAGCAGCUGGUCAAUACGCUGAAACGACCCAAAAGACCUCCUCUGCGAGAGUUUUUUGUUGACGACUUUGAGGAGCUGCUGGAGGUCCAGCAGCCCGACCCCAACCUGCCCAAAGCCGAGGGUGCCCAGAUGGCGACCGUGCAGGGGGUGGAGCUUGGCGUGGUCACCAACUGGCCCCCCUGCCUAGAAGCAGCCCUGCAGAGGUGGGGCACCAUUUCUCCAAAGGCCCCCUGUCUCACCACCAUGGACACCAACGGGAAGCCACUCUUCCAACUCACGUACGGUAAACUGUGGUCCAGAAGUGUGAAGGUGGCCUACAACUUGAUGCACAAACUAGGAAGCAAACAAGAACCUGUCAUCAGACCUGGAGACAGGGUGGCGCUGGUCUUCCCAAACAACGACCCUGCUUCUUUUAUGACGGCGUUCUACGGCUGUCUGCUGGCCGACGUCGUUCCCGUGCCCAUAGAAGUUCCUCUGACCAGGAAGGACGCCGGCGGUCAGCAGAUCGGCUUCCUGUUGGGCAGCUGUGGCGUGAGCGUUGCUCUGACCAGCGACGCCUGCCACAAAGGGCUCCCCAAGAGUCCCACAGGAGAGAUCCUACAGUUAAAAGGCUGGCCCAAGCUGCUCUGGAUCGUCACCGAGUCCAAACACUUGUCCAAGCCCCCGCGAGACUGGUUCCCUCACAUCAAGGACGCCAGCCACGACACGGCGUACAUUGAGUAUAAGACGUGCAAAGAUGGCGGCGUCCUGGGCGUGACAGUGACCCGUGUCGCCAUGCUGAAUCACUGUCAGGCCCUGACGCAGGCGUGCACGUACACGGAAGCUGAGAUCAUCGUUAACGUGCUCGACUUCAAGAAAGAUGUUGGACUCUGGCACGCCGUCCUCACUAGUGUGAUGAACAUGAUGCACGUCAUCAGCGUUCCUUACGCCCUCAUGAAAGUCAACCCUUUGUCCUGGAUCCAGAAAGUGUGUCAGUUCAAAGCCAAGGUGGCGUGCGUUAAAUCACGUGACAUGCACUGGGCUCUGGUGGCCCAUCGGGACCAGCGGGAUGUUAACCUGAGCUCCCUGAGAAUGUUGGUGGUGGCCGACGGUGCCAAUCCUUGGUCCAUCUCCUCAUGUGACGCCUUUCUCAACGUGUUCCAGACAAAAGGUUUGAAAUCAGAAGUCAUCUGUCCCUGUGCCAGCUCCCCUGAGGCGCUGACUGUCGCCAUCAGGAGGCCGUUGGAGGAAGGCAGCAGCCCCCCCGCUCGCAGCGUCUUGUCCAUGCAGGGUCUGAGUCACGGCGUGAUCCGAAUGGACUCUGAGGAGAAACUGUCUGUGCUCACGCUGCAAGACGUCGGCCACGUCAUGCCUGGAGCUGAGAUGUGCGUGGUCAAGUUGGACAGUGUUCCUCAGUUGUGCAAAUCGGACGAGAUCGGAGAGUUGUGUGUGUGCACGGCGGCCACGGGGACCACCUACUACGGCCUCACGGGAAUGACCAAGAACACCUUCGAGGUUGUUCCCGUGACCAACAGCGGCGCUCCCCUCAGCGAGUUCCCCUUCACCAGGACGGGCCUGCUGGGCUUCAUCAGUGCCGCCGGGCUCAUCUACGUGGCGGGAAAGAUGGAGGGGCUGAUGGUGGUGGGGGGGCGCCACCACAAUGCAGACGACAUCGUCGCCACGGCGCUCGCUGUGGAGCCCAUGAAGUUUGUGUACAGGGGGAGGAUAGCAGUGUUCUCCAUCGAGGUCCUCCAUGAUGAAAGGAUCGUGGUUGUCGCUGAGCAGCGUCCUGACUCCUCAGAGGAGGACAGCUUCCAGUGGAUGAGCCGAGUCCUACAGGCGAUCGACGGCAUCCACCAGGUGGGUGUGUACUGUCUGGUCCUGGUUCCGUCCAACACGCUGCCAAAGACGCCGCUGGGGGGCAUCCACCUGUCUGAGAGCAAGCAGCUCUUCCUGGAGGGAGCGCUGCACCCCUGCAACGUUCUCAUGUGUCCUCACACCUGCGUCACCAACCUGCCCAAGCCUCGACAGAAACAACCAGAGAUUGGCCCCGCCUCUGUGAUGGUGGGGAAUCUGGUGUCUGGGAAGAGGAUUGCUCAGGCCAGUGGGAGAGAUUUAACUCAGGUUGAAGACAAUGACCAGUUCCUCUUCCUGUCUGAGGUGUUACAGUGGAGAGCACAGAGCACACCUGAGCACGUCCUCUUCACGCUGCUCAACUCAAGGGGUACGACAGCCAGCUCAGUGACGUGCAUGCAGCUCCACAAGCGAGCGGAGAAGAUAGCAGCCAUCUUGGCUGAACGAGGACACCUGCAGGACGGAGAUCAUGUUGCAUUGGUUUACCCCCCAGGUAUCGACCUCAUCGUGGCGUUUUACGGCAGCCUGUAUGCCGGCUGUGUGCCCGUCACGGUCCGACCUCCUCACCCUCAGAACAUGUCCACCACGCUGCCCACAGUCAAGAUGAUUGUGGAGGUGAGUCGUUCCGUGUGCGUGAUGACCACACAGGUUAUCUCCAAGCUGCUCAGGUCAAAAGAAGCGUCGGCUGCGGUGGACGUGCGAACAUGGCCGCCUGUCCUGGAGACAGAUGAUCUGCCAAAGAAGAAAGUCCCUGUGCUCUUUAAACCCUCCAACCCUGACACGCUAGCAUACCUGGAUUUUAGUGUGUCCACCACUGGCAUGCUCGCUGGAGUCAAAAUGUCCCACACAGCCACCAGUGCCUUCUGUCGCUCCAUCAAACUUCAGUGUGAGCUGUACCCGUCCAGGGAGGUGGCCAUCUGCCUCGACCCGUACUGUGGCUUGGGUUUUGUCCUUUGGUGCCUUUGCAGCGUGUACUCGGGUCAUCAGUCCAUUCUGAUCCCGCCGUCCGAACUGGAGGUCAACCCCUCGUUAUGGUUAUGGGCCGUCAGCCAUCACAAAGUCCGAGACACCUUCUGCUCGUACAGCGUCAUGGAACUGUGCACCAAAAGUUUGGGCCUGCAGACCGACGCCCUCAAGGUCCGAGGCUUGGACUUGUCCCGCGUGAGGACCUGCGUGGUGGUCGCCGAGGAGCGACCCAGGACCACUCUGACGCAGUCCUUCUCCAAACUUUUCAAAGACUUGGGACUCCACCCCCGAGCCGUCAGCACGUCUUUCGGCUGCCGAGUCAACCUGGCCGUCUGCCUGCAGCCACACAGGCUGGGACAGUCGGCCAAUCAGGGAACGUCAGGUCCCGACCCGACGACAGUCUUUGUGGACAUGAGGGCGCUGCGUCACGACAGGGUGCGACUGGUAGAGCGGGGCUCACCUCACAGUCUGUCCCUCAUGGAGUCUGGCAAGAUACUUCCGGGUGUUCGCAUCAUCAUCGCCAACCCGGAGACCAAGGGACCAAUGGGGGAGUCUCACCUGGGCGAGAUUUGGGUGCAGAGCGGACACAAUGCCAGCGGCUACUUCAGCGUCUACGGCGACGAGGCGCUGCACUCGGACCACUUCAACUCCCGACUCAGCUUCGGAGACACGCAAACGGUGUGGGCUCGAACGGGAUACCUGGGCUUCCUGCGCAGGACCGAGCUCACCGAUGCCCACGGAGAGCGCCACGACGCUCUUUACGUGGUGGGCGCGGUGGAGGAGGCCAUGGAGCUCCGAGGCAUGAGGUACCACCCCAUCGACAUCGAGACCUCCGUCAUCAGGACGCACAAGAGCAUCACCGAGUGCGCGGUGUUCACGUGGACCAACCUGCUGGUGGUGGUGGUGGAGCUGGACGGCUCGGAGCACGAGGCUCUGGACUUGGUGCCGCUGGUGACCAACGUGGUCCUGGAGGAGCACUACCUGAUCGUGGGCGUGGUGGUGGUGGUGGACAUCGGCGUCAUUCCCAUCAACUCCCGCGGGGAGAAGCAGCGCAUGCACCUGCGCGACGGAUUCCUGGCCGAUCAGCUGGACCCCAUCUACGUGGCCUACAACAUGUAGCGCCCCCCUGUGGACUGUCGUGGAAGCGAAUGGACAAUGGAUUUUUUUUUGAGGGGGGGGGACUGUUUAAAAAGGAUGUUGUAAAAGAAAAAAAAAAAGUGGCCAAUUUGAAACCCCGAAUUCAGCCUGACAGGCGACUCC
This is a messenger RNA of Nerophis ophidion (straightnose pipefish), 5251 nucleotides long. Its product is annotated as disco-interacting protein 2 homolog C-like. The coding region runs from base 248 to 5110 and encodes 1620 amino acids. The record is from RefSeq and is a predicted model, not a curated record. Lineage: Eukaryota; Metazoa; Chordata; Actinopteri; Syngnathiformes; Syngnathidae. The transcript is spliced from 38 exons.